Chenopodium quinoa (quinoa) is the source of this 1428-nucleotide messenger RNA. Its product is annotated as probable serine/threonine-protein kinase WNK11. The record is from RefSeq and is a predicted model, not a curated record. NCBI's taxonomy places the organism in Eukaryota, Viridiplantae, Streptophyta, Magnoliopsida, Caryophyllales, Amaranthaceae. Gene Ontology annotation, molecular function: ATP binding; protein serine/threonine kinase activity. The transcript has a single exon. Gene Ontology annotation, biological process: protein phosphorylation; intracellular signal transduction. Gene Ontology annotation, cellular component: cytoplasm. The coding region runs from base 1 to 1428 and encodes 475 amino acids.
AUGGCGGAUUCGAGUUCACAGGCAGACGAGCUUAAGGUCGUGGAGAGAAACCCGACACGCCAAUUCGCAAGGUACGAUGACAUUAUAACUGUACAACCGGUACUAAGGCUAAAGAAGCCAUCAGUAGGAAACCAAUUCAUCAGAGAACCGAGCAGCGAAUCGAAAGUAGUCUAUAAGGGAUUCGAUGGAGUUACUGGCAGAGAUAUUGCUUGGAGUAAGACAGUGUUAACUACUGAAAAUCAUGAGAUAUUAUACGAAGAAGCUAAGUUGUUACAUAAGUUGGACCAUGAAAAUAUAAUGAAGUGUUACGAUUGUUGGGUCGAUUUUAAGAAUGAAUUUGUAACGCUUAACAUGAUUACUGAAAUUUAUUGUGGGAAUUUGAGAGAUUAUUCUAAGAAACAUUGGAUUGGAAGAUUUGAAGAUACUACUCCAAUUAAAAAUUGGUGUAGACAUGUUCUUGGAGUGUUGAUUUAUCUUCACGGUCUUAGUCCUCCGAUUUAUCUUCGUAGUCUUUGCUUGGAAAACUUCUUUGUUAUUGGAAAUUCGGGUGUAGUUAAGCUUGGAGAUUUAUGUAGCGCGAUAGUUCUUGAUUCAGGGAGUAGUACUGAGAGCAGUAAUGCUGAUGCUGAUGCUGUUGCUGUUGCUGUUGCAAAUGCGCGGUCUGAGAUAUACGAGUUUGGGAUGUGUGUACUACAGAUGGUGUAUAAGGAAGCUGUAGAGAGGAGAUGGAGGGACUCGCGUGAUAAGCUACAGAGAGUGAUGGACCAAGAACUUAAGGAGAUCAUUCAGAAGUGUAUAGGAGGUGUAGAUGUCAGACCUACCGCGAUUGAACUGUUGAAUGAUCCGUUUCUUGAACUGAGUGUUGAGGAUCAGGACCCUAGCACGUAUUUAACAGGAUGCAGUCUUCCGAAUCUGAGGCUAACUAGUAUUGUGGAAUUCCCGCCUCCUGGUCUGAGUGAUCAGAGGCUAAGAUCAGUACUGCAGUCGUCUGGAAGGGAAGUAGAAAAGGUGAUUAAUGAUGACAAAGGAAAUAAGAAGUUUGGAUUGAAAGGAAGAGUGAAGGACCGCGAAUUGAUACAGAUGGACUUCGUAGAUUAUGGUAGUAAGAGGGUUAGGUUUCAUUUCUCACUUGAAACCAAUACAGUUCUGCAAGUCGUAGAGAAGUUUAAAGAAGAAUAUGGCCUGUCAGAUGAAGAUACUGCAUCAAUUUCUCAGAUUAUGGAACAACUGAUAACAGAACUUGUGCCUGAAUAUGCUAACAGUGACAGUAAGAAAGCUGCAGUCUCGGAGAAUGCUCCGAAUCUUGUGAAUAUAUCUACUAAGGAAACUUCUGGUGGUGGCCGCAGGACACGUAAGACAGCAAGGAUCCAACACAGGCAAGGCGCGAAGCAGAAGCAGAGACAGAAAUGGAUACGUCGGAGUAAUUAG